AUGGCCAUCUCGCUCAUGAAGCAGGUCGCCAACACCCGCUUCGUCGAGUCCGCCGAGGCGCAUUUCCGCAUGAACCUCGACCCCAAGUACAACGACCAGCAGCUCCGGGCCACGGUCAAUUUGCCCAAGGGGACGGGACAGACCGUGAAAAUUGCAGUUCUCACCCAAGGUGAGAAGAUAGAUGAGGCAAGGGCUGCAGGUGCUGAUAUUGUUGGCUCAGAUGACUUGAUUGAACAAAUAAAAGGAGGAUUCAUGGAGUUUGACAAAUUGAUUGCGUCACCUGAUAUGAUGCCUAAGGUUGCCAGCUUGGGUAAGAUUCUAGGACCAAGAGGAUUGAUGCCCAACCCCAAAGCUGGUACUGUUUCUCCAAACAUUACGCAGUCAAGGCAGUGGGAGAGGAAAGUAGAAGAUGUUGAUGUGGCAGUUUUUGGCAGUGAACUGCUAAUAAUUUUUAAUCCACAAGUUGCCUUGGUAAGGCUGAAAGUAUAG
Triticum turgidum subsp. durum (durum wheat) is the source of this 489-nucleotide messenger RNA. The record is from the annotation of a GenBank genome assembly. Lineage: Eukaryota; Viridiplantae; Streptophyta; Magnoliopsida; Poales; Poaceae.